This is a messenger RNA of Lytechinus pictus (painted urchin), 4571 nucleotides long. RefSeq lists its product as uncharacterized. Bases 1709 to 2599 code for a protein of 296 amino acids. The transcript is spliced from 4 exons. The record is from RefSeq and is a predicted model, not a curated record. Lineage: Eukaryota; Metazoa; Echinodermata; Echinoidea; Temnopleuroida; Toxopneustidae.
GAUAAAAGCUGUACGCAUAAUGAAACGAGAGCAUAUGCAUGACGGAGCAAAAGACAAGUUAGAAUAUAGCGUUAUUUGCGCAAGCCUAUGAUCCUUUGUCGAUGGGGAUGCUUCUUCAUGGUAUCUGUGCCAACACCAAAUCCAUACAAGAAUGGCGUAAUGCACUUCAACAACUUAGCCUUCCCCCACUUGAUGAACUUGUAAGGAAUCCCCCUAACUACCAUCUGUGGAAGCGAAUGGUUCAGUCGGCAGUGAUUCAGGUGACUGAGGCCAGGCAGCACAACGCCCUCACCAAGAAGACAUCCUUGUCCUUAUGGACUAGAACACCUAAACCAAAGGCGAAGGAUCUGUACCCUGGGCACAUUUCCAAUCCAAGUCUGCGGUCAGCCAUCACCAUCCGUGCCCAGAUCUCCUGUCAAGUCUAUCUGACCCAAGUCCGGCUCGCCAAGAUUGGCAAAGCACCUGAUGAUUGCUGUCGUCUGUGCAUGUCAGCCUGCGAGGAUGUGGAACAUCUGGUUGCUACCUGUCCAGCCCUAGCACCUGUCCGACAGGACCUUAUCCAGCGGGUUAAAGCUAAUCCCAACACCAAGCAGUUCGGACCAUGCUUUGAAUCCACCCCUGCUCUUUUUGUAGAGUCGGUCCUUUUUUUACCUCCUGGGCGUAUUAGCUGCAACACAAAAGCCCAAUUACAUACGCUUAUUCUAUACUUCUUACGCAACCUCCACACAACUCGUCAAAACUUACUCAGUACUUCAUGAUUGCAACUUAGAGCCUUAAAUGAAUUGCGGCCCUUCCAACGGCGCCGUUGAUCUCCGACCUUAGCGGAGGAAGAACACAAGAGAGAUGACGGUCGAUCCAUGAAACGUUUUAAAUGACAAAGAAGCACCCCCUCAAUCUUCCAUUGCUUUGAAAAGUUUACAAUAGGGAUCUUUGCAUUUGACAACAGCCACACAAACCUGAAGGCAAAAGGGUGAAUGGAGAAGGACAGAAGGGGUGUGUUUACACAAAAGAAUGUUUUCAACACAUAAGGCUCAGUGUAACUAAAAGUUAAAAAUAGAAGUGUGAUAUUACUAUUGCUGACAAUAGGAAAUGUCGUAUUAAUGUAAUGUGACUUUAUCAUUACCAAUCGAGGCCCCGAUAGAGGACGUGAUGCGAGCCGGGUAUCCUAAAGAGGGACAUGCAAUUUAUUUUUGUUCAACUUGUGUAUAAAUAUUUCUAACGUGAUGCGGUAGCCUGAGCAAAGUAUCGGGCGUGUUGUGGAUGUAAGAGACCACUUGAAAACGCUCAAAAACCUCUUGGAGACACAACCUACUUCAUAUGUGUUUACUUGAACUGAAGGAACACAAGAAUAAGGUUAACCUCACUCCCAGAGAGAACGCCAGUGACACCUGUUGCAGACUCCCGCUUGCGGGUCGAUAAGGCCGAAUACACAGACAUCGAUCCGCUGAUUAAAAGAGAGGAUAACUGCAUUGGAAGACGUGAAGGCGCUAAAUCUACACUUCCCUGACAUGCGCAGUGUACCCAGUAACGUCAAGUUCUUGACAUAACGCUGAUUAGAAGAAAGAAUACAACACCGAGACUGAAUAAGAUUACUUUAGAGUGGACGAUGACGAACUGCUGCUAGACACAGUGAAGCGUUGUUCAUAUGUUAAAAUGAGAGUCGCGGGUUAAACCAUCAGAACAAGCAAUAUUCUUGAAGAUCACCACGAUGUUUUCGCAACACAAGAAGCAAACUCUGGCGAUACACCCUGAUGACCCCGUCUUCCGUGUCGCCUACCUGGGCAAAAUUGAAGUCUCCAACGCCAUAAAGCCGUCUGCUGUCGUCGAAGCCGUUCAUGCACUGUGGAAACGCGCUCACAAGAUCGGUCCGGAGAAGCUCCCGAGGGUUUCCAUCACCCUUGGUCCUCAUGGAAUUUUCAUGGAGGAUACGCGUCCAAACACGAACCAUCAAUAUCAGUUCAGCUUAGGCAAUAUAUCGUAUUGUAUGGCGAACAAAGGCUAUGGGUGCGUUUUCGCUUGGGUUGUGGCGGAGUCAGGGAGACGUCGAAGCAGCGCAGGUAACUUGCAGGUCAACGGAAGCAGCGGAACGGACCGGGAAACGGAUUCGAGAGGGGAAUCAGAAGAGAAAAAUCCGCGAUGCCACGUUGUUGUUUGCGACAGAGAGGACGUUGCUCGUGCCAUGGCGUUGCUGAUGACCGCGUACUUCAACUCCGCCUAUCGCGAUCACAAGUUUAAAGAAAAGCUGGAAACGCGGAAGCAGGAGACGCGAGAGAUGAUCAGCGAAUUAGAAAGCCGACUUCCAUCGAUAUCAUCAGAUGAUGACGUCUCCCCCGCCCCAUCGCGGUCCGAUUCCCGCCAGUCAUCUACGAGAUCCGAUAAGUCGGACAGCAGCGACAAGGUCAGUCCUAUUCACGCGAUGGUGGCCAAGGCAUUUGGGAUGUCGCCAAAGGCACUUUCUGAGACGGACUCAAUAGCAAUGCGGAACACCCAAGAAAAGCUCAGAACACUCAAGGUUGACCCAGAUAAAAUAAACGGGAGAGGAGAGCUUGAGACCAUGUUUAAUUGGGUUGGUAAAAGUGAUGCAUAUGCUCACAAUUAAGAACAUAUUUGGGGUAUUUUAACAAAAUUCAAUUACCUCUCCCUUCUACUUCUUCUCUUUCUUGAAGCUUUCCGUUACCUGAUAAAUCUCAAUAAAUCCAGCACCCGAAUGUUGUAUCGCAUCACUCGCCGCGCUAAUCUUGGAUAUUUGCAAGACAGAUGCUGAGUUCUGGUGUGUUACCCUAAAUCAAAAAAUUGAGACCGAGUCGAAUGGAUUUAACUAUUUACAUAAUAACGCUUUUAGUAUCAUAGUGGCUAUGCCUACCCUUCAAUAUUUUCGAUUCCUUUCGUUGGAUCGGCAUUAGAAAAGCCUGCAAUUAUAGAAUGCUGAUUUUAGUUACAUUAUGUACUAAAACAAUGCAAUUUGUAAGAGCCGUGUCGUCAAUAUGAAUAUACAUGACAAAUGAACAAUGCCACUAUGAAUAAAUUUGGAUGUGCUACAUGUCGAUAAAAACGAACAUGGUCCACAAAUGGAAUCUUGUGGGACUUCCAUUGUAAUUGUUUAGGAAAUUAUAAAAUGAUCCUAUUCGAACAAAUCGUCUGCCGUCGGAUCGAAAGGAAGAUUCAAACCACUGAACAAUGUUAUCAGAACAGCCGUUAGUUUUCAAUUAUAUGUAUAAGGUCAUGUCCAUUUGUGUUAAAUGAUUUUAUCAAAUCUUUGAUGACAAGUGAUUUCAUUUCCUUGUCAACAUUCAGUGAUUAUGGUUCAGUAGUCCCUAUCGGUUGUAACAUGAAGAGGACGAAAAGGUGAUUGGUUUUAAGAUACAAUAUUUCAUUUAAUCAUUUCGAGAAAUCACAUAUUUGUAAAUGAGCAGCUUAUUCUAUAUUAUUAUGGGUUAUUCCUAUAUGUCUUCAUAAUUAUUUGGAGUGGGCAUGCAUAUUACCCUUACCCUUACUUUUUACAGAUUUGUAGCCCCCGUCUUUUUUUCUUACAAUUGAUCUGUCGUUAAGCCAAGUUGAAGAGUCCACAAUUAUAAAAUAUUUUUGUUGUUUUACCUUUUUGAAAAGACUAUCUCCAGUUGGUUUUUCAUGAUUCAUGUUAAUAAUAAUAAUAAUUAACAUUAUUUGUAUAGCGCUUAUCACAAAGAAUGUCUCUAAGCGCUUAAGGAAAAUACAUAGGAAGACAAGAAAUUUCAGCUAAAAUCAAAUUUACAUGUUAACAGUUGAAAGUAGACAGUUGAAGCCGCAUAUGCUAAGGACGAUCUUUUUAACGAAAAGAUGAGUUUUUAACAUAGAUUUGAAUUUGUCAGUUGAGUCUGCUUGUUUUAUGCUCUGAGGAAGGUUGUUCCAAAGUUGAGGGGAUGCUGAACAAAAAGAUCGGGAACCAUAAGACUGGGUGUUGAUGGCAGGAACUUUUAAGAGUGAUUUUUUGCAUGAGCGCAAGUUGCGGGUUUUCAUUUUCUUUCAAAAUAAAUGCGGAUGUAACUAACUGUACGUUAAAUUUGUUUUCUGAAUUAAAAAUCUCAUUGUCAUCUAAAAAAAUUCAGAGUGUUUGGGAAUACCACGUGUAAUAUCUUAAGUACAUAGUAAUUAUUAAGUAAAGGUGUACUCCUUGCUGAUUUUUUUUUUAUGAAACCCUGAAAAUUACAACAAAGUCGAACAAGGAAUAACAAAGUUAUAACGUUUUAAAGUUCGGCAUUAUUUCGGUUAGACAGUUGUAGGGUUGCAAAGGGCUGGAAACUUUCCGGAAAUUUUGGAAAAUUUCCAUGGAAAGUUUUGGGAAUUUCAGCUGCCGGGAAUUUUCAUUUUAUCACAAAAAGUGAUAAAUUUUGUUUUUAAAUACAAAAUUAUAAAUUGAUGUCCUCAAAUAUUAAACUUCCAUUUGUAUUUAAACUACUCUUCAUUCUUUAAUUUGCCCAGGCAAAAUAUUUAUCAAACUGUUAUAGUACAUGUAUAUGUAUCCAGUAACAUGAUAAGGCAUUAUGUACAAAAUGAAGCUUUUCUUUUCAACAUGGGGGAGAAAAAACUUUGAA